Messenger RNA from Vicia faba (fava bean), 513 nucleotides. Lineage: Eukaryota; Viridiplantae; Streptophyta; Magnoliopsida; Fabales; Fabaceae. The record is from the annotation of a GenBank genome assembly.
AUGAAUGAAAUGAUGUGGAAAACAGGAAAGGAGGAUCCGUCGCUGCUGGAACAGAAUGCGGCCAACAUAACCGGCACGCCGAUGGAACCGCCACCGCUGUCCUGUUACAACUGGCAGUGUGUGGCAGAUAGCUCUGAGAUGGAAACACAAGCGGCAACCAGGAAGACUUUUGCACAAAUUCUAGCUCCAAGGAAGGAAAUUCAUCCGCCGAGUUUGGUGAAACCAUGUUUGAAAGGGGACUCGAUAUGCAUCAAAAUAAGUCAGGAUGAAUAUGUUAAAGGAGCAGAGGAAUGCAAAUUCAAUCUCCAUGAACGAGUUGUCACGGCAAAAGGGCAAAGAGCUCUCACAGCUAAGGAAAUCAUUGAGAAAUUAAACGCUGUUUGGAAAUUGUUUGCUCCGUGGCGGCUAACAACGUUGGGGAAGGGAUUUGUGGAGAUUUGGUUUGCGAGUGAAGAAGAUAAAAGGAGAGCAUGGUCGAUGGACUCUUACAAUCUGAGGCCGGGAAUCAUUUGA